Messenger RNA from Ananas comosus (pineapple), 899 nucleotides. RefSeq names its product iron-sulfur cluster assembly scaffold protein IscU-like. The record is from RefSeq and is a predicted model, not a curated record. Bases 55 to 600 code for a protein of 181 amino acids. Lineage: Eukaryota; Viridiplantae; Streptophyta; Magnoliopsida; Poales; Bromeliaceae. Gene Ontology annotation, molecular function: ferrous iron binding; 2 iron, 2 sulfur cluster binding. Gene Ontology annotation, biological process: iron-sulfur cluster assembly; intracellular iron ion homeostasis. The transcript has 3 exons. Gene Ontology annotation, cellular component: cytoplasm; mitochondrial matrix.
CGCCGAAGCGGUGAAUAAAGUAGAAACCGAGAAAGCUCGGAAAAGGGCGAAACGAUGCUUAGGGCUACGGGAAAGAGGUUGCUAGGGUUAGGGUUAGGGUUUCCGCAGCGGGCCUCGCCUGCUGGCGGCGCCGCCGCCGCUGUGGGCGGAGCUCCGGCGGCGAUCCGGGGAUACCAUGAGAGAGUGGUGGACCACUACAACAACCCUAGGAACGUGGGGUCCUUCGACAAGGACGACCCCGCGGUGGGGACGGGGUUGGUGGGGGCUCCUGCGUGCGGCGACGUGAUGAAGCUCCAAAUCAAGGUCGACGAGGAGUCGGGUAAGAUCGUCGACGCGUGCUUCAAGACCUUCGGAUGCGGCUCCGCGAUCGCCUCCUCCUCUGUUGCUACUGAAUGGGUGAAAGGAAAACAAAUGGAGGAAGUAGUGUCCAUAAAAAACACAGAAAUUGCAAAACACCUCUCACUUCCGCCAGUGAAGCUCCACUGCAGCAUGCUUGCUGAAGAUGCAAUCAAGGCUGCUGUAAAGGACUAUGAAGCUAAGAAGGGUUGGACGUCUCAAAAGAGUGACAAUGCCGAAGCAGCUGGGGUAGCCAAUGCUUGAAUUCUGCAAUCUCUUGCUGUCCAAGGAUGUGACUGAUAGCUGCCGGUCUCGUGGGAUGCGCACAUUUUCUUUCAUUAUCAAGUACGUGAGUCGAUACAGAGUGCUUUAUAGCUGGUUUAAGGUGUGGUGUGGGAUGUUUAGUUGUAUAUCCUAAUGCACGAAUAAUGAGGAUCACACUUCUUUCGAGUGGUGAUUUAGACUUCCGCUGACCCUCUCAGCACGAGAAAUCAUAUUUGGUGCAUGUAAAUAAAAAAGAUGAGUCUUAAUGUGCAUAACUAUGGCGCUGUUAUAGUUUUGUU